AUGGCGCGUCUCAAGCUCCUGCUCUUUCAGGCCAGCAGAGAUUUCCUGGAGGGCGAGCAGAAAGGGGUGAGCGCCUGUCUGGGCACGAUGGAAGAGAGGAGUUACGAGCACUUCGGCCUCUUGAACCAACUGCGGGCCGCCGGCUUCACCUGUCCUGGCGGCAACUCGUAUGCCCCAAAUGAUGUCCCUCUCAAGUUUGACUGCCGCUUGUGGGCCGCAGCGCAGCUCCACUCUCAGGACAUGGCAGACAAUGGGUACUUCUCCCACACGAGCCAAGAUGGUAGAAGCCCAUGGGACAGAGCUGAAGCUCAGGGCAUCAGAGCCAACGGUGAAAAUAUUGCUGCGGGGCGCAGCGGUGCUGAAGCUGUCUUGGAACAAUGGAAGAACUCUGAUGGGCAUUGCAAGAACAUGAUGAAUCCGGGCUUUCGCGUCUUUGCGGUAGGCUAUGCCUACAACUCCGGUUCAAGAUACAGGCACUACUGGACCCAAAUGUUCAAGAGCUCGGAUGUGUCCGAUCUCGAUACUUCGUGCUACAUACCUGAAGCUACUACGAGCACCACUACCACCACCAUAAUCACUACGACCACCACCACCACCACCACCACCACCACUACUACCACGACCACCACCAGCACCACUGUCAGCACAGCGGCCACAAGCGCCAAUGCGACUGAUAGCAACACGACGAGCAUCGCAGCCCUUGCGCCGACAACGAACAGCACAACGUUCAACGGCACAGGCGAGGCACAUACGUCGACCACACUUGCCACAGAGUCGACGACUGCGCCAAACCCAAGCACUAGCGUCACUUCCUCGAUGGCCGCAGACCAGGUCGAGACGACGUCAGGCUCGGAGCAGAGCACCGCCACCUUCGAAACUCCACCCGGGCUUCUGAAGGGUCAGAUCGUCGUGCGAACCUCCCACCCCGGUGGCUUCUUCGCAUCGGAAGAGCUGCAGGAGCUUGUGAGAGCCUUUCUCGAGCGCCUGGGCGACGGAUUGCUGCAGGCGAUCUCCUUCUCGCCGGCUGCGGCGCGGCGCCGUCUGCGGCGCCUCGAGGAGAGCACGGCGACCGACGCGGUCACCGUCUCCUUCACUGCAGAGGUCCCUGCUGGGCGCGGCGAGGAGGCGGCGGCCAAGCUCCAGGCGCCUCCCGAGGUCCUGGAAGCAGCCCUGGAGGCGGCUGCGGCAGAGGCAGAGGUGUCUGCAGACACGAUCGAGGUCCGGUCCGUGAUCGUGACGGAGAUCCUUGAAUUGGAAACCGAGGGGUCACAGCCCCCGCCAGUUGCGGCAGAUGGGACCUGGCUCGUGAUUCUCGCAAUAUUGCUUUCAGGGGCCCUGCUGAUCGCAGCAGCCGUCCUGGGUACAUGGUACUUCUUCAAGCGUGGAAGAAACAAGAAAUAUGCCGGAGGCCAAGGGGCUACAGAUCCGCCGGACCAGGCACCGCCGACGAGCCUUCCGGACUUGUCAGGACCAAACGUUCACAAAUCGCGGUCCAGCAACAGCAACAUGAUUACCUCCCACCUCUGA
Symbiodinium sp. CCMP2456 is the source of this 1527-nucleotide messenger RNA. The record is from the annotation of a GenBank genome assembly. Lineage: Eukaryota; Dinophyceae; Suessiales; Symbiodiniaceae.